This is a messenger RNA of Lontra canadensis (Northern American river otter), 921 nucleotides long. RefSeq names its product olfactory receptor 2T11-like. The record is from RefSeq and is a predicted model, not a curated record. Lineage: Eukaryota; Metazoa; Chordata; Mammalia; Carnivora; Mustelidae. Gene Ontology annotation, cellular component: membrane. Gene Ontology annotation, biological process: G protein-coupled receptor signaling pathway. Gene Ontology annotation, molecular function: olfactory receptor activity; G protein-coupled receptor activity.
AUGAAGAAUAUAACUUUACCCUCUGACAUUAUCCUCCUGGGGCUUCCGGUGGACAAUAAAGCUAUAGGGAUCGUCUUUCCUGUUAUUUUUGCUAUUUUUGUGGUGGCUGUAACUGCAAAUUUGGUCAUGAUAGUCUUGAUUCAGGUCGACUCCCAUCUCCAUACUCCUAUGUAUUUCCUGCUCAGUCAGCUGUCCAUCAUGGACACCCUUUUCAUUUGUACCACUGUCCUAAAACUUCUGGUCGAUGUGGUUUCUAAAGAGAAGACCAUUUACUUUGUAGGUGGUGGCAUCCAGAUCUUCUACUACUUGACCAUGAUUGGCUCAGAGUUCUUCCUCUUGGGCCUCAUGGCCUAUGACUGCUAUGUGGCUGUCUGUAACCCUAUUAGGUAUCCAGUCCUGAUGAAUCACAGGGUGUGUCUCCUGCUGGCUGUUGAUGCCUGGUUUGGUGGGUCCCUGGAUGGCUUUCUGCUCACCCCCAUCACCAUGAAUGUCCCCUACUAUAGCUCCCACAGUAUCAACCAUUUUUUCUGUGAGAUCCCUGCAGUUCUAGCCUGUGCUGACACAUCCUUGUAUGAAACUCUAAUGUACAUCUGCUGUGUACUUAUGUUGCUCAUCCCCAUCUCUAUCAUUUCAACUUCCUACUCUGUCAUCUUGUUAACUGUCCACCGAAUGCACUCUGCUGAAGGCCAGAAGAAAGCCUUUACCACUUGCUCAUCCCAUUUAACUGUAAUCAGCAUUUUCUAUGGGGCUGCCUUCUACACUUAUGUUCUGCCCCAGUCUUUUCACACUCCUGAGCAGGACAAGGUAGUGUCAGCCUUCUAUACCAUUGUCACACCCAUGCUCAAUCUUCUUAUCUACAGUCUCAGAAACAAGGAUGUCAUGGGGACAUUACAGCAACUUCUUUCAAGAUAUGUCUCCAAA